AUGUCUCAGGUUCUUGCUGCUACUCCACAAACUGCUUUUGUACCUCCAGUCCCACAGCCUAUUCGUUUAUCUCAUCCUCCUCCUAAGCCAGCUCCAGUUAAUACAGGUGAUUUGUUAAAAAACCUUGCUUCAAUGGGUUUCCUAGGUAACCCUACCAAUGGAAUUGCAACGCCUUCUUCUACACCUGAGAGAAUAGCAGACAAAAGUCAAGAUGUGUUUGGACCCUUCAGUUUUGACAGCAAAGAUUUGCAAAUGUGUGUAUUGGAAUUUAGUGUCUAUAAUUUAAUUUCUAAGUCAUUUUUGCUCACCCCAACCUUCCUAUUUUGUCGUUCCUUACACCAUCUUCAACCUACAAAAAUCAAUUUAUACUUUAGACCAAGAGCAGGUGCAGUAGAGUUAUUGUAUUCAAACUUACCUUUGCAAUGCAAGCAAUGCGGUUUCCGUUACCCAAAAACAGACGAGGGCCAAGCCAAGAUGGAUGCCCAUCUUGAUUCUCAUUUCAGACAGAAUCGUCGCAUGAAGGAACGUGUCAAGCGAGGAUUGUCACGAUCUUGGUUUGUAACUGAAUCAGAAUGGAUCAGUGGUGCAGGUGGCGAAGUAACUAGUCAACAAGCCCCAGCUUUCUUGAAUGAUCAGAGUAGUGGUCAUCUUAAUAAUAAUGAAAAGAGUAGUGGUGUACAUGGAAGUACAGAAGAUGCAAAUAUGGCUGAGGAUCACAAGGUAGUGAUGCCCAAUGAUGGACGAAAGCCUUGUCCUAUUUGUGGUGAACGUUUUAUAGACUUUUGGAAUGAUGAGGAGGAGGAGUGGAUGUACAAGAAUGCCGUUCUGGUAGAAAAUACGGUAAAUACUCUUAAUAUAAUCAUCAUCUCCAUCGUAAUCAUAAUCACAGGGGUAGCAGUAGCAGUAGCAGUAGCAGUAACAGUAGUAACAGCGCUAAUAUACCAUGCUACAUGUCAUGCAGAUGCAAUCAAGAGUGGAACACUGGUAUUUGGAGACUCUUCUAUGGACAUAACCCCACAGGAGCAGGAGAUUGAUAAUGUAAAUAAUAUCCCGUCUUCUUUAAAGCGCAAGGCUGAAGAAGGCGAUGUUGAGAUGGAUCACAAGGUAGCUCGCACAAACUAG
Messenger RNA from Phycomyces blakesleeanus NRRL 1555(-), 1122 nucleotides. RefSeq lists its product as hypothetical. The transcript has 4 exons. The record is from RefSeq and is a predicted model, not a curated record. Bases 1 to 1122 code for a protein of 373 amino acids. Gene Ontology annotation, molecular function: mRNA binding; RNA polymerase II complex binding. Gene Ontology annotation, biological process: termination of RNA polymerase II transcription. Gene Ontology annotation, cellular component: cytoplasm; mRNA cleavage factor complex. Lineage: Eukaryota; Fungi; Mucoromycota; Mucoromycetes; Mucorales; Phycomycetaceae.